Prorocentrum cordatum is the source of this 612-nucleotide messenger RNA. The record is from the annotation of a GenBank genome assembly. NCBI's taxonomy places the organism in Eukaryota, Dinophyceae, Prorocentrales, Prorocentraceae.
AUGCGUGAGGAGGUGGCGGCGAAGUCGCAUCUCGGCACGGAGAUCUUCAGGCACAUGCAGACUGGCUCGCUGGUGCCGGACGAGAUCACCGUGAGGCUCCUGAAGAACGCGAUGCUCAAGCACAAGGACACCAACCGUUUCUUGAUCGACGGUUUCCCCCGGACCCUGGAGCAGGCAAAGAUGUUCGAGCACGAGGUCGCGACGGUCUCCUUCGCCGUCAGCUUCGACCUGAGCGCAGACGUGAUGCGCGAGCGCAUCGCCGCGCGUGCCGCCGCGGCUCCUGGGCGGGUGGACGACAACCCGGAGACCGUGGAGAAGCGCCUGAAGGUGUUCGAGGAGCAGUCGAAGCCGGUCAUGGACUUCUACGACCCCAUCGGCAGGCUGCGCAGGGUCAGCGCCGCCGCGAGCGUCGAGGAGGUCUACGCCGAGACGCGGCGGCACUUCUGCAGCAGCUUCGUCUACCUGCUCGGGCCCCCGGGCGCCCCCGUGGUGCCCGUGGCCCGCCGGCUGGAGGAGAAGUACGGGCACUGCUGCGUGGACGUGCCCGCCCUGCUGCAGGCGUACGGCGACUCGAAGGAGGAGGACUCCACUCCAGAGACGCCCCGGCCGUGA